Molecule: messenger RNA, 576 nt
Organism: Trypanosoma grayi
Lineage: Eukaryota; Euglenozoa; Kinetoplastea; Trypanosomatida; Trypanosomatidae
Product: tryparedoxin
Exons: 1
Coding region: 1-576 (191 amino acids)
Source: RefSeq, a predicted model, not a curated record
AUGAUUUCGCAGAUAUUUGAGACAACGGCACUAGAUCUGCUCCGGCAGGACGGCACCACAGUGGCGGCCGCCACCGCCCUGCAGGGGAAGAAGUAUGUGCUGCUGCUCUUUUCUGCCAGCUGGUGCCCUCCGUGCCGUAUAUUCACGCCACAGCUCGCAACGUUCCACGAGUCAUUUCACAGGUCACACAACUUUGAGGUCGUCUUUUUCUCACAGGACCGCGACGAGAGCUCAAUGUUGGCGUACUUCUUCAACCCCAAGUAUAGCCGGUCGGCCUUCCGUGGCGGGGAGGGCUCACAUGGCAACUGGCUGGCGGUGCCCUAUGCGCAGGCCAAGACAGUGGGGGCGGCGCUGAUGCGGCGGCACAAAAUUCUCGGCAUCCCGACGGUGCUGGUGUUCGACCUGGAGAGCGGCGAGCUCGUGACAGGCAACGCACGCAACCUGGUGGUGCAGCACCUGCAUACGGCGGAAGGCUUUCCGUGGGCCGGCAGCGCUGAAGCCGAGACGCAGUCCUCUGCAUGGCAACAUUUGGUGGCAAUGCUGGUCUUCGUAGUUCUGUAUUAUCUCUGGCGCUGA